AUGCCAGAAAUGACAGAAAUAGACAAACCGACGUCUUCUAUAUCACAAGGAAAAGAUGCUGUCGGAUGGAGUAAUUAUUCUGAUUCAGACGAUUCUUUGCCCGAAUUAGUAGACUCUGCAGCUACAACAAGUUCAACAUUCCCCGAAUCCACUUCUACUAGUUUACCGCUCGAUGUUUCAAAAGCGAAACAAAGUCGGGGAGAAAAAAAGGCGAGAAAAAUUAUGUCGAAAUUGGGAUUAAAACCCGUUCAAGGCGUGAAUAGAGUAACAAUUAGAAAAUCUAAAAAUAUAUUAUUUGUUAUAAAUAAGCCGGACGUUUAUAAAAAUCCCGCUUCCGACACGUAUAUUGUUUUCGGUGAAGCCAAAAUCGAAGAUUUAAGUCAACAAGCUCAGGUAGCCGCUGCUGAAAAAUUCAAAGCACCCCAACCGGCAGCAUCGGGUGAUAAUAAUGCUGCAGUUGCACCCAUACAAGAAGAAUCAGAGGAAGAAGAUAUUGACGAAACUGGAAUUGAAGAAAAAGAUAUCGAGCUAGUUAUGUCUCAGGCUAUGGUUUCUCGUGGUAAAGCCAUAAAGGCUUUGAAAAAUAAUCAAAAUGAUAUUGUGAAUGCCAUUAUGGAACUCACAUUGUGA
Molecule: messenger RNA, 630 nt
Organism: Pediculus humanus corporis (human body louse)
Lineage: Eukaryota; Metazoa; Arthropoda; Insecta; Psocodea; Pediculidae
Product: Nascent polypeptide-associated complex subunit alpha, putative
Exons: 1
Coding region: 1-630 (209 amino acids)
Biological process (GO): protein targeting to membrane
Cellular component (GO): cytoplasm; nascent polypeptide-associated complex
Source: RefSeq, a predicted model, not a curated record